Vairimorpha ceranae is the source of this 489-nucleotide messenger RNA. RefSeq names its product enzymatic poly. The record is from RefSeq and is a predicted model, not a curated record. The transcript has a single exon. NCBI's taxonomy places the organism in Eukaryota, Fungi, Microsporidia, Nosematidae. The coding region runs from base 1 to 489 and encodes 162 amino acids.
AUGGAAAUUCGGUCAGGACAUAUAAUAAAAGGAAACGCCAUAGGACAUCAUAGGAUUAUUACUAACGAUGACAAACCUGUUUUAUCUCAACUGUAUAAACUAGGAGGAGCAAAAGAAGAAAUUUUAUCGAAGAUUGUAAAAGAGUAUCUGAAACUGGGCAUAAUUCACCCCAGUGAAAGCGCAUGGAGGAGUCUGAUAAUUGUAGUUCCAAAGAAGAAUGGGGAACAUAGACUUUGCAUAGACUAUAGAAGGUUAAAUGAUGCUACCAUUAAAGAUGCCUAUCCGAUGCCUCGUGUAGAAAAAUUUAUUAAUGCGUUAGAGGGAGCAACACACUUCACGAAAUUAGGUACGGAAUCGGGCUACCAUUUAAUAAAUAUGACACCCAUAGAUAUUGAGAAGACAGUCUUUGCCUGUAGAGAAAGAUUAUUUGAGUUUGUGAAGAUGCUUUUGGACUGGUUAAUGGGCCAGCUACAUUUCAUAGGGCGAUGA